Suillus fuscotomentosus is the source of this 818-nucleotide messenger RNA. RefSeq names its product initiation factor eIF2 gamma, C terminal-domain-containing protein. Gene Ontology annotation, cellular component: eukaryotic translation initiation factor 2 complex; cytosol. Gene Ontology annotation, biological process: positive regulation of translational fidelity; formation of translation preinitiation complex. The transcript has a single exon. NCBI's taxonomy places the organism in Eukaryota, Fungi, Basidiomycota, Agaricomycetes, Boletales, Suillaceae. Gene Ontology annotation, molecular function: tRNA binding; translation initiation factor activity. The record is from RefSeq and is a predicted model, not a curated record. The coding region runs from base 145 to 636 and encodes 163 amino acids.
GAACAAUCGCUUGCAGUUUGCAGUUUCAGGAGGACUGAUUGGUAUUCGCACCAAGUUUGAUCCUACGUUGUGCAGAGCAGAUUGUCUCGUCGGUCAAGUACUGGGUGCGAUUGGAGAAGCUCCCGAAGGUCUAUACCGGUGAGCAUGCUCGUUUUGGAUAUGUCAUCGCGUUCUAGAGAGAAUUUGGAGCUUGAAAUCAGUUUGUUUCGUCUCCCGUGUUUGAUAAACGUUCAUAUAGAGGAGAAGAAACAAAUAAAGGUUUCGAAACUCACCAAGAACGAGCUCCUGGUGACUAACAUUGGUUCGACAUCGAAUGGUGGGCAGGUAAUGGGCGUGAGAGGGGAUCUCGCGAAGGUUCAACUGACUUUACCCGCAUGUACUGAGGUUGGAAAAGAUGUCACGCUUUCGAGAUGUAUCGAGAAGCAUUGGUGGCUUGUAGGCAAGUGUUUCUGUCAGCUGAGUAGACUGAUUCGCUACCUACUUGAUGUGACCGGAGCCAAUCUACAUAUGUAUCAUUUCUGGAGCACGCAGAUGCAAGUGUUUUUUUUUUUCAUUUUAGUACAUGGAAAAGUGGCUUUCCUGAUCAAUGAAGGCUUGUUGCCAACGACGAAAAAUAGAAUCGAUCGUGAUAUGUAAAGCGUUCCUCGAAUUUCAAAUUUGUCUCCAUUUCAUAUACUGGAAGGAUGAAAUGGGAAAUCUUCGUAAAGGACAAGGAAGCAGACGGGAUGUAUUACUGAUGAUCAUGGGUAUACUCAGUAGAGGUGCAACAAAUAAGAAGCCAGAAGCGAGUCCAGCGUCCAGCAUGUCUGAUUGUUACA